CGAGCGCGAUGUGUUGGAAUGCGUGAGUCUCGCGCACUUCCUCGACCGACUUAAGAGUUUGGAAACAACUCCGCCAGAAGCUUGUUUCUACAACAACAUCGACAAACAGCGAGUGAGCACCGCCGCUGGUUGAGCAUGUCUGCUCAGACAGUGUAUCCAGCAACAGCUGGUAUCUUCAUGCCUUCUGUAGGCAUCCCACUGCCAGAAGAGGUCCAUGACCUCCCUGAGAUGUCUCGAAACGAUGUGGCCGCCCCUCAGCUAGUGAUGCUGGCUAACGUGGUGGUAGCAUCAGAGACGUCUCCCUCUGAACGUUAUGCAGAAGAUAUACAAAUGGUUGAACUCACAACUGUUGGAUGCAACAGCUACUCUGACAGUGAGGAAGAGGGUAUUAUCAGAUACAGCUUUGACAACUCUGAGACGACUGAGGACACAUACGCAGAACAGGCCACUUGGGUAGAGCCAGAGGUGACGGAAAGAGUGCUGGAGCAGAGUGCCACAAGAGUGGAGCGAGCAGAAAACAGCACAAAACCUUCUGAAAAAUCCCCAUCUGAAUCUUUAUCUGCAGGGAAACGCAAGCGUGACCCAGUCUGCAUCUUUGAAUGCAACAAAAAGAAGACAAAGCCCUUAUUCUGUAAACCCUGCAUGUACCGGGCCGAUUGCGAGGAGGACUUCAUUCACCAUCUUGGAGCUCACAGCUCCAAAAAAAUGAGUGAGAAGAAUGGCUCAGCAGACUCCAACGAUGAUCAGGCUUGUGAGUCAGGCCAGUUGCCAACAGAAGGCCCAGAGAACAGUGAAAGUUUGAUGAACUACAAAGGUGUGAUCAGCUGUGAUCGCUGUGGAUACAACACCAACCGUUACGACCACUAUGUAGCCCACCUUAAGCAUCACACUAAGGAAGGUGAAGAUCAGAGAGUUUUCAAGUGCACCAUUUGCACUUAUACAACCAUCAGUCAGUACCACUGGAAAAAACACUUGAGGAAUCACUUUCCAAGCAAGCUUUUCACCUGCAAUCAGUGCUCAUAUUUUUCUGAUCGCAAAAAUAACUACAUACAGCACAUCCGAACCCACACUGGUGAGCGUCCAUUCAAGUGCAUAUACUGUGAAUACUCCAGUUCACAAAAAACCCACCUUACCAGACACAUGAGAACGCAUUCAGGUGAGAGGCCUUUCAAAUGUGACAAUUGCAGCUACCUGGCAGCCAACCAGCACGAGGUUACCCGCCAUGCCAGACAGGUCCACAAUGGGCCCAAGCCCCUAAGCUGUCCUUACUGCCAGUACAAGACAGCUGACCGCAGCAACUUUAAAAAGCACGUUGAGCUCCAUGUUAACCCUCGCCAGUUUCUUUGCCCAGUCUGCAAGUAUGCUGCAUCUAAGAAGUGCAACUUGCAGUACCACAUCAAGUCCAGACACCCAGGAUACUCUGAUGUGGAUGUGUCUAAAGUCAAGCUGCGUGUGAAGAAGCCUGAUGCUGAUGACCUCCCGGAAAAUAAGAAUAAUAAGCUUGUGAUGAAUGAGGUUGGAGGGAGACGAAGUGAGGAAGAACAAUCAGAUGAAUUGGAUGACACUGAAUCAGGUCCCAUCAACCUCUCCAAGGUACCCAGUAAACCCACCCCUGCUCUGGAGACAGAGCUGACUGACAAGACUUCAAAGAAAUCUGCAUUGGAUGUCAUUGGUAUAGAGAAACCUGAAAAGCCAAUCCAAAAACCCAAAGAGAAAACCACAGAGAAAAAGUCAAUUUUGAAAAAUGAGGGGAAAGAGAAAAACAGCAAGAAGGUUAAAGCAAAGACUUUGGAGAAAGUUGCAGACAUCACUGUGACCCAAACCGAGGGUUGCAAUGACAAAAAAGACAAUAAAAAGUUGAAAGUGAUGAAAAAGACUGAGAAAUCCCCCAAAUCUAUGGAGAAAGUUUCAAAGGGCCAUUCAAAGAAAGAAAAGCCAUUGAAGGAGACCGCAAAUGAAGUAAGUGCUCAACAUUACCUUGUUGCAAAGGAGCAAAGGAUGGAAUCAGUUAGACAGGUAAACGAAAGAGUGGAGAAGGACCUUCUCGAUAAAGAACAGCAGCAAAAACAGGAUGAGGAGGAGGAGGAAAGACCGAGGGUAGAAAAGGAAAACCAACUGCAGGAUGAGAAAGUGAAGAAGACUGAAGAAAGCUCAAAGGAUUGCAAGAAAUCUUCAACCAAGAAACCCUACAAGAGGCAGACAAAAUCAACAAAGAUCAACAGUGGAAAAGGUAUUCCGAGUACAGAGAAAGUCCAAGAGGUCAAGACUAACCCGGUCAAAAGAAAAGCAGUGGCUAUGAAUGUACCAGGGGCUAAAACCUCAGAACAGAACUGUCCCUCCAAGCGGGUCAAGAGCAAGAGAAAAGACACCACCAAGCCAACGCCUGGUGCAACAGGUUCUCCACAGAGCAAUCGCACCAUACCUGAGGUUCUAAAGGCCAUGAAGAGCAAAAGCAAGAACUUGGGAAUGAGUGCAAACAAACCUGAGAGUUGCAUCAAUGAACCUGAGAAGACCAGUGAAAAUAUUGAUGGCAAUGCAGGCCCAGAGAAUGCAAGCACCCGACAGAUCGAAGAAUUGUCCACCUCAGAACCACUGAAGGUACCUGAACAACCAGACCAGCAGAUUCCGACCGUGGUGAUCUGCCAAGAUGAGGGAGUUUGCAAAGAGACCAGCACUGUUGAAGAGGAACCCACAGUUGGAGUAAUACCUCUGAACCAACUCCAGGAUCCAGAGCCAGAAUUGCAGAAUGAAAUUAAAGGAAAGACCGCAGCUGAACCAAAGGAAGUUUUAGAGGUGGACAGCGGAAGUGAGAUGCCGUCACCUACUGACAGUGAGUCCUCUCCAGGAUUUAGCCAACAGCAGCCCAUUUUAAGUCCAACUCUUGAACUUCCUGGUCCACCUCUUCUCAAAUCCACAGACGCAGAAGAUGACGAGGGUAUCCAUAGUAAUGAUGGGGGAAGUGAGAUCAGUGAUAGCGCAUCUGAAGGAAGCUAUGACUCCGGUCUCAACGGCCUGGCUGCUGCCACAGAGGGAGAGAAACUUCCCGAAACUCCUUCAGAGGAGCUUCCAUCUCCAACCAAACUGCUCAGUCACACGUGCAUUUUCUGUGACCGUACAUUCUCUUUGGAGAUGGACUACCGUCGUCACCUGAACCGCCAUCUUGUAAAUGUGUAUUACUUGGAGGGUGCAACUCAGGGUAAAAUGUGAGAGGGAACUUAUUGGACAAUGCCUACAAUUUUGGACUCUUUUGUAUCAAAGAGAAUUUAUGAGCAAGUUUCUCUAAACAUUUUCACUUCUGGAGUGAAAAAAGUUGUGUAAGUUUUUUGAGGUGGGCUUGGUGGAAAUUGUUAUUGUUGGCUUUGCAAUGCACAGCUACUCUAGAUGCUAACUCUAUGAUUUCCAGCGUUUAGCUUAAAGAAAUGUACUGGGUUCAAUACAAGUUAAGCUCUAUCGACUGGAUCUGUGGCAUAAUGUUGAUUACCACAGAAAUGUAUUUUGACUGGUCCCUCGUUUAUGUAAACAAAGUAAAAAUAUGGGAUACCACGAGGCACUUACAAUUGAAUCCAUAAAUACUUGCUGUUUCAAAAGUAUAGCCAAAAGAUGCAAACAUUAUACAUGAUUUUAAUGAUUGGUAACAUCAGGAAUUUACCAGCAUGACCACAGUUACCAGAUUAUAAGGUUUACCAGUGUUAUGUUUUUUUAACACACUAAAAUCAUGUUAGCACAUAUAUUUACAUUUUGUGGCUUUACUUUUGAAACAGUGUGUAUUUAAAUGUUUAUUGUCUGGCCCCAUUUGCUUCCAUUGAAGUGCCUUACUGUAACAACCGCAAUUUUUCUUUUAAACUAUGGACCGGUUGAAAAUAUUUUCUGUGGUAAAACACCAUGCCACUAAUGCUGUUGAUUGAGAUUUACUUGUAUUAAAACGCUCCUUUAAUGACAUUAUGUAUUGAUUCAUAUCACAGUAUUCCUUCAGUUAGCAUAUGGCUACCAUAAUUCCAGAAUAUUUUUUUUAAGCUAGUGGCUAGAGUUAUACUCUAUGUACUUGUAUGAAGACUUAUGGAUUGUCCAUUAGAUCUCAAACUAACUGAAUCUUUGCUUGGUGAUGGUAUCUUUAACAAAAUUAUCAUCAACAGAUUUUUCCCGAGUUUAUCGUCACACUACUUGGAACAACAAAAGGAGGGACACUCUGCAAGUGCACUUUCUCCCUCCAUCUCUGCAGAGAGCUGAGAUUAGUCAGACCCAAUAGUACAGAUGAUAAUGGGCCUUUCAGUGUCUUUGUGCCAUUCCAUUCCACUGAAGCACCUCCAUCUCUGGUCAGCAAGAGCCGAAGUGUGGCUAAAGCUGGCUAAUGUCAUUGUAUUCUUUGUUUCUUUGUAGCCUUUUACAGUUUAGAGUGCACUUGACAACUAACCAUAAACUUAUAUUUGGGGUUCUGUUUCACGUAAGCUAACAUUUUUAUUUUAACAGUACAAUUUUCACACUAAUACAGUUCUUUCUUUGUUUAAACUCCUCUGCCUUUCAAGGAGAGUAACAAAUAGUAUUGUACAGUUUGAGUAGAAAGUAAAAGUCAUUGUACAUUUCCUUUCAGAGUUUAUAUACAUUUAUAAUUUGUCUUUAACACUGAGAAUCUCACCUCUUGUAGAUUUUUCUUUCUCUGUUCAGUUUCUGAUUAGAUUUCAAGUCCAAAGAUUUUGUUGCUUUUAUCUGUCGAUAAACUGUACAUAUUGAUUUCUUUUUUGCUCUGGUGCUUUGGACAAUCAAUUUGAGCAUUUUUAUAUAUUAUCCAUAUUCUGAAUGAAUGACUAGAAUGGCUUGUCUUGCUCUUAAACAUACAGCAUUCUGUUCCACGUAUCGAAUGGAUUAUCUGCAUCAGAAAGUUAUUUAUCCAAAGUUUUUCUAAACAUAUCUGACUUUGUUUAUUGUGUAAGAAUGUGCUGUUGCCACAACCUUUAUGUCAUUCAAUAUCUGUCAUGUUAUCUCGUGAAAGAAAUACUGUAAGAAAAAAUUUAAGAAAUAAAUUGCCUUAAGUGCAUUCAGUGCAAUAUUGAAUUUUGGAUGUUACCAAAGCAAAAUGUAAUUGGCUUCAGACUGAGAUGUGGUGCUCCUAGAAAACCAACAAUCCACAGGUACUUCAGUGCCCCUGUAAAACUGCACUCUUGGACGGUUGAAUAUUUUAUCUCUGUAAAUUUGUCCUGAUCACUUUGAGUCAAGCAGUUUUUCUUUUUUUCUUGAGUCAUUUACAUGGUAAUCAAGUGCAUGUCAUUUUAAUUUCUUUGUAAAAGUUGUCAAAUUAUAUAAUUUGAAAUAUAAUGUCCCCUUAAAUCAAGUUGGUAAUGAUGAUUAUUUGGAUUUUUAGAGAAAUUAUUUGACAGUUUAAUAUGUGACCUGUGAUGUGUUUAGCUGAAGACAUUUCAAUAAAAUAAAAAUCAC
Messenger RNA from Xyrauchen texanus (razorback sucker), 5430 nucleotides. Its product is annotated as RE1-silencing transcription factor-like. Gene Ontology annotation, cellular component: nucleus. Lineage: Eukaryota; Metazoa; Chordata; Actinopteri; Cypriniformes; Catostomidae. The coding region runs from base 136 to 3207 and encodes 1023 amino acids. The transcript has 4 exons. Gene Ontology annotation, biological process: regulation of gene expression. The record is from RefSeq and is a predicted model, not a curated record.